Ficedula albicollis (Collared flycatcher) is the source of this 317-nucleotide messenger RNA. Its product is annotated as ectonucleotide pyrophosphatase/phosphodiesterase family member 3-like. The transcript has 3 exons. Gene Ontology annotation, biological process: nucleoside triphosphate catabolic process. Gene Ontology annotation, molecular function: nucleoside triphosphate diphosphatase activity. The record is from RefSeq and is a predicted model, not a curated record. Bases 72 to 317 code for a protein of 81 amino acids. NCBI's taxonomy places the organism in Eukaryota, Metazoa, Chordata, Aves, Passeriformes, Muscicapidae.
UAGCAUAUGGCCCAAACUUUAAAGAGAAAACAGAAGUGGAUGCUUUUGAAAACAUUGAGGUUUACAACCUUAUGUGUGAUUUGCUGCGUAUAACACCAGCAGAAAACAAUGGAACACAUGGCAGCUUGAAUCACCUUUUAAAGAAACCUUUUUACAAUCCUUCACAUCCAAAGGAAGUCUCAUCUCCCUCUUCAUGUCCAGUUUCCAGUUUGACCCCUGAAAAUGAGCUGGGAUGCAAAUGCAUGCAAAUUUCAAAUGAGACAGAAGAAAUGUCACUGAAUGAGAGGUUAAACCUCACCACAGAAGAAAGUAAGUAG